AUGGUCUCCACUUCACGGAAAAUGCGUGUAAGCACAGCACGGCUACGACACUAUAUGAAAAUUUAUCGGCUUGCUGCUUCUCCUGAUGAGACUUGGCUCGCGGCCAGUGAUAACCUCUGCCGGGUGUGCUUGUUCAAACUAUCCGACUGCCUUUCCUCGAACGCAUCCGACGAGAGUCGGCGGCUUUCGCACUUCAUUCAGCUCCAAGAUCCGGUAUUCGCGAUGAAGACAGUAGAUCAACUACUGGUGUGUGGUGAUGCAACUGGCCGUGUUUUUGCGUACGAUUGGGCUGAAAUUGUGAAAAGAAACGAUGCUGUUCCCAAAACAGUGUUCAGUUUUGGAGUGUUUGAUGGAACACAACCUUCUGUUGCUGGUCCCCAUGAAGUCAAUGGUUUGUUGUAUUGCCCGGAGAAGGAACGCCUUUAUGUUGGUGGUGCUGCAGAUAAUGCUGUUAGGGAGUAUGAUAUUAACGUUCCCAAUAAGCCAAUUCGACUUUUUAUGGGUCAUCAUGGGGCCGUCUGCGAACUCGGAUCUGCUUCUCGGGAGCAGCUUCUGAGUGCUUCAGCGGAUGGAAGUGUUCGUGUCUGGGAUAUACGGAAGAAAAUGGGAAGUCACGUGAUUAAAGUAGCCGAUGAAGCUAAGGUAUCGCGACCGGAAUUUGGGAAAUGCAUCUCCGCCCUGUCCGUGGACAACAAAUUCAUGGUAUGCGGCGGUGGGGUGAACUUAGGGAUCUGGCAUCUGGGCAUGUACUCUCUCGCUGCACCAAUGGAAGCGGCUAAUGUUCGUCAUCUUACAUGUGAAAUGACAACGGACAAAAUCCUUACGGGCAGUAUGCACCCCGUUCUUUCGCAAUGGGACCACGCCGGAAAGAAGCUGUCGGAUGUGCGAGGAAAACCGCAAUCCAUAUAUAGCAUACUGCAGACAAACGCCGUCUCGUUUACGGCCGGAGAUUCAAGUCUCAUCGAUGUGUAUCUCAAUCUUGGUUACGUUGCGUUUUCGUUGGAUGCGUUGCCUUUGGAAUGA
Messenger RNA from Necator americanus (New World hookworm), 1023 nucleotides. RefSeq lists its product as uncharacterized. The transcript is spliced from 7 exons. The record is from RefSeq and is a predicted model, not a curated record. Gene Ontology annotation, cellular component: transcription export complex; THO complex. The coding region runs from base 1 to 1023 and encodes 340 amino acids. NCBI's taxonomy places the organism in Eukaryota, Metazoa, Nematoda, Chromadorea, Rhabditida, Ancylostomatidae. Gene Ontology annotation, biological process: mRNA export from nucleus. Gene Ontology annotation, molecular function: protein binding.